CAGCCAGCCCAUCAGACAGGCAGCCCAGUGUUAGUUAACACUUCAGCGUCAGGAGAGCGGGGUUAAGAAAAGAGAGGAUCGAAAAAAAAACAGAGAUUUCACUGAAGAAAGAGCAGAAAAUGUUACAGAGGGCAGCAUCCAAUGUGUCAGACAAAGUCAAGAGCCACAAGCCAAAGCGCUCCACCAGCUUUGGCAAAUUUGAAGGUUUGAGACAUCAGUCGUCGCAAGCUAAAAUAGAGGAAAAUGGAACAACCGUGCUUACAGAAGAAUGUGAGAGUUCAGACCCACAGCAGAAAUCAGCUGGGAUUGGGAAGAAGAUGAAGGCAAUUUCAAGGACCAUGUGCAGAAAAAUGGGCAAAAAACAUGCCAAGUCUCUUUCAGAGGAGAUGGGGGAUGACACAGACAAAGAACCAGAGGCAGAGACAGAGAGCAGCAAUCAAACUGAGACGAAAUCUUCAAAAACAAGCAACUCUUUAGAAAGUCUCUACAGCGGCCAGAGCUCCUCUAGUGGUGUGACCAGUGAGUCCAAUGGUUCUGGUCAGAGGGACAGUCUGAGGCUGGAGGAGGACGGCUCCUAUCAUGGUCAGUUCUGUGGCAAAGCUCGCGUCCACACAGACUUUGUUCCAAGUCCAUAUGAUACGGACUCCCUCAAAUUAAAGGUUGGCGACAUCAUCAACAUCAUCAGUAAGCCUCCGAUGGGAAUCUGGACGGGCAUGCUAAACAACAAAGUGGGCAACUUCAAAUUCAUCUAUGUGGACGUUUUGGUAGAGAAAGGGGAAGAGGAAGAAGCUCCCAAAGUCAGACAACAGAAGCUGUGCAAAAGGCCUCGGCCUAAAACGCUGCUGGAGUUACUGGAGCGGCUGAACCUUGAGGAGUACGCCUCUGCCUUGCUGCUGAACGGAUAUCAGACAGUGGAGGACCUGCUGCACCUGCAGGAGAAACACCUGAUAGAGCUGAAUGUCAAAGACCCAGAGCACAGACGCAGACUUCUGGCUGCUGCUGAAUACCGGUACACGGAAGGUGAGGAUGUCAGAGAGGGUGAGGAGCACAAAUCGUCCCACAGUCUCCAGGAAGAAGACAGCGACUGUCCCAGAGACUCGGGCUGCUUCAUCCCGUCUGAAUGUUCAGACAGUAAAGAGGAAGCAGAGCAGCUCACAGAAGCUGUGGCUUCUUAAUUUGAUCUCUUAUCACAUGGAAACUCACAUUCGACUGAUGACUGUUAUUCUACAAACGUCCUUUUCAUUUGUCACUUUAUCAAGAAAAUAAUCAAGUUUUAACUUAUGACUUUUACAUCUUGUUAAAAACUGAUGUGUCAGUUGUUGAAUAUCACUUUUACUGUAUGUUCGUCCUCUUUAUAUUCCAGUGUUUCCAUAUAAAGAUUUAUUUAUCACUUUGACCUUUCUCUUUCCAGUCUUAAAAGUGUAAAGAUGAUGUUUCCUAUAAUCGAGGGGGUCGUUGUGAACUUAUGUUUUAAAAAUGUAGUGUUUUGAACAGUGUGUAAUACAAUAUUGUAUACUGUACAGAAAAAACAUGUCAGUUAUUAUAUUCAGAAGUGUGUCUGGAUGAGACGACCUGUGUGUUUACAUUCCAUACCAAUCAAAAAUAUUCUGUUUUAACAAGUUUUGUAAAUAAAGUUUAAAAUAAUAUC
Cheilinus undulatus (humphead wrasse) is the source of this 1648-nucleotide messenger RNA. RefSeq names its product SAM domain, SH3 domain and nuclear localisation signals 1a (gene samsn1a). The transcript has 8 exons. NCBI's taxonomy places the organism in Eukaryota, Metazoa, Chordata, Actinopteri, Labriformes, Labridae. Gene Ontology annotation, molecular function: protein binding. The record is from RefSeq and is a predicted model, not a curated record. The coding region runs from base 120 to 1175 and encodes 351 amino acids.